Scatophagus argus is the source of this 1134-nucleotide messenger RNA. RefSeq names its product nanos homolog 2-like. Gene Ontology annotation, biological process: negative regulation of translation; oogenesis. The transcript has a single exon. Bases 336 to 818 code for a protein of 160 amino acids. Lineage: Eukaryota; Metazoa; Chordata; Actinopteri; Scatophagidae. The record is from RefSeq and is a predicted model, not a curated record. Gene Ontology annotation, molecular function: mRNA binding; zinc ion binding. Gene Ontology annotation, cellular component: perinuclear region of cytoplasm.
AUUUAUGAGAGCUGAUAUGAGCACGUUUCUUUUGUCAGAGCAAUAGACCUACCUGUCUGUUCGUUACAAUGCAAUAUUUUGUCAAUAUUUGCUAUAAUAUUUGUUGUAUAAUCAUAUGGGCCAUAAUAACGCCACACGACAAUACAGCUCAAAUCACAGGUUUCUGAUAUGAAAGAAAUGAGUUGAAAGAUAUGGGGUUUUUUUGUUCUCCAGACACCUGGCAUCGAUCUGUCUCCAUCCAUUAGGAUCAAAACACUGAGGCAUUUUAAAGACAUCUCAGACGCCUACAAAUAUGCGACCCUCCACACAAACUCUGCGCAAUUAUUACCCCAAAAAUGACAACAAUGCAAACACCAGCCGGGGCCCAGAGCUCCAUCUACUCUGAUGGGAACAGCUUCGACAUGUGGCAUGACUACAUGAACCUGGGGAGACUGCUGGAGAGGCUGUGCGACAGGCGUGAGGCGGACCUCAGAGACACCAAGGGUCCCCAGAAAGAAGCAGCAGGACGGUGGAGUCACAUCCAAACCUUCAAGAAGUCCGCAGAGACCAGCUCGGUCAGCAGCCUGUCCGACACCAGCAGCAGCGGGACAAACUCCUCAGACUUCUGCCGCUUCUGUAAGCAGAACGGGGAGUCUCCGAGGGUGUACCGGUCACACAAGCUCAAGGCAGACGACGGGAGAGUCAUCUGUCCCAUCCUGUGGAACUACACCUGCCCCAUCUGUGAGGCCACCGGGGACCGGGCUCACACACGCCGGUACUGUCCUCAGGCGCAGCAGCAGGGGGCUGCGAAGACGCCGCCAGGGUCCGGGUUCCGGUAGGUCAACUGAUGGAGAACACUGAAAGACUGAUGGCACUGAAAAAAACAACAACUCUAUAUUUACCAAAAAAUGUUUUCGUCACGUGUUCAUGUUUACACAGACUGUUGUGGGUUCUCAAGACGUUUUGACUGAAAUGUUUUGUAUUUGAUUUCGUUUUAAAUGUGUUGCUGUUACUCUGUUGGGGUAGUUUAAUCCGAACAGCAUGAAGAAAAACAUGUGAUCAAACCUUAAAAAACUGAGUCAAAAAUUAUUUGAAACUGCAAAACUAAAACUGGCUUCUUGUAUACAUGAUCAAAAAUAAAUAUGUGAAAAGUUA